AGGUGCAACACAGGACAGAAUGGCAACUCAGGAAGGAGGAGAUGACGAUCAGCUAGCGGCAAGCCCUUUGGCUGUUAGCUGGGUAGAAGAACAGUAUCAAAAAAUCAAACAGAAUGCAGAAACAUAUCCAUAUGUAUGGGGUUCCUAUAUCGUUGUGUACGGAGGAUUUGCCCUCUGGACAACCUACAGAUGGAGAAAGCUCCGCAAGACUGAGGACAGAGUUCGAGCCCUUCAAGAAAGACUCCGCAAACUAGUUGAAGCAGAAGAGUCUGCAAGUUCUGCUGCAUUGACAACAAAAAACCACCAGUUGAGGGUAAAAUAUCCGAGUAGAUUGUUUCUUGAUGCUCUAUUUAACUUAUUCUUUUACCUAGAUUUUGCUUCAAUUCCAAGUUGUUCUUUGCCGGUAAUAGACUUGAAGAAUAGUCUAAUGCUUUAUGAUUUGGAGCAGAGAAAAUCGAGUUCAAUGUUUCCUUUCUUCCUAAUCUUUUCUUUGGCUUGA
Messenger RNA from Ilex paraguariensis (yerba mate), 499 nucleotides. The record is from the annotation of a GenBank genome assembly. Lineage: Eukaryota; Viridiplantae; Streptophyta; Magnoliopsida; Aquifoliales; Aquifoliaceae.